AUGGCUGAGGAAGGGGCGGAGAAGACUGAGUAUGGCUUGGAGAAGUUCCAUCAACUCUUGGAGCUUCUCAUCGCCAACAUUCGCCUCGUGCGGGCCGAGUAUUUGCUGAAGCUGGCGCAAAAGGGGAAGCUUUGGCCAAGGCGCCAGGAGGUAGAGCAGGAGACCUUCACGGACCAGAACGGACGAUCACAGACUGCCUUGGUAACCUUGGAGGAGUACCAGAUGCUCAAGACUGACGGCUCUGAAUCGAAGAGUAUGCACAUUAUCUCCGUAUUUCACUGUUGGGAGGCUGCGCAACAUCCGGACCCUUUCGGAAGCCAGUCACGACGUCUGGCAGAACAGCUUCAGAGGGAGUCUAAAUGGCUCGGUCUGGACAUGUAG
This is a messenger RNA of Symbiodinium natans, 381 nucleotides long. The record is from the annotation of a GenBank genome assembly. Lineage: Eukaryota; Dinophyceae; Suessiales; Symbiodiniaceae.